This is a messenger RNA of Cuscuta campestris, 2806 nucleotides long. The record is from the annotation of a GenBank genome assembly. Lineage: Eukaryota; Viridiplantae; Streptophyta; Magnoliopsida; Solanales; Convolvulaceae.
UAGUAGCAAUCACUCGCAAGUAAGGUCAUUCUUCCACAGGGAGAGUAUAAUAUUUGUUUCGAGCUAGACUGUUCAAUUAUUGGUACAGCCGGCUGUACCUAAUUUUUGGUACAGCCGGCAAUUAGAUAGGCGCGCCUACGGUUGAGGAGAUCGAAAAGGAUAAGAUCAAAAAUAGAUCUGAGAUCCGAUCGUUAAUGGGGCGGUGGGGAGUGGAGCUGAAGAUGGCGUACGAGCUGUAACAGAUCUAAGAUGAAACAGAUCUGAGAUCCCUCCUUCGAUUUUUACCUUCAUCUACAACAUUUGGCUCCCGGAAUCUUCUUUCUUCUUCUUCUAAAAUUCCAGAGGAGGAAGGCUGUUAUUCCCGAUAUUCCUCCUUCGACAAUUGACAUUCAGACGCAGCAGGAGUCAAGGAACUGAGUCGCGACCAUCGAGGAGGCCGAGGAGAAUCCGGCGAGUCUCAGGCCAACGGUGAAUAACGGCAGCAAACAACAUUUUCCGGCACGGGACUCGAAUUGGUUGGAGUGGAGUACCAGAACCAUUUCUUCCUCAGCUCAAGUCUCUUUGGACAUAGCGCUCCCGAAACCUUGUCUCAAAUCCCAAUGUCGCAGCAAGAGCAGUCUUCCUCCUCGCUUGAAGCUUGCCUGAAUUUGUUGAAAGGCGAGAGAGACGAGCAACGGCUGGCCGGUCUGCUUUUGGUCACCAAGUUCUGCAAAGGCGAUGACAAUGCUUCCAUUCUUAGGGUUUACGAAGCUCUUGGGUCUCAGUUUCUUGAUCGUCUUCUGAGGACUGGGAUGAAAAACAGACCAAGUGGCUGUGAAAGUGACAAUCGCGACGCGUAUUUGCGGUUGGCUGUAGCAGUCCUUGCCACACUUUGCCGUGUUCCAGAUAUUGCUUCUUCAAAAGAGAUGGUCUCCAGAAUUCCUGUCAUAUUGGAGGUCAUGUCUAGAGAAUCAGUUUCACCUGUCCUUGAAGACUGCUAUGAGUUUUUGUACUUAACAUCUUCUGCAAAUGAAGACGGGGUCAAAACUCUGUUUCAAUACCAAGGAAUCAGGGUAUUAGCUUCCCAAAUAUCUACUUUUUCUGAUGGUAAUUUUUUGAUCAUUAGCCAUAGUAGNCAGGUGGUUGCGUUAAUGAGACAAUUUGCUAUGCUGCACAGCGCUUUGAAAUUUGAUGCGCUUCAUCUGCUUUCUACAAUUUUCUCAUCAGACUAUUCAGGACCACUCAAGGGGGCACUUGGUCAAUUGCCAACCAAGGAUUGGUUAGAUUAUCUGUUCAUCGGUAUUGUCGCAAUCCUACAGAACAGGGUAGCUCCUGCUGAGAAACUGCAUGCCCUAGUUUUAGCUGAGUUUGCUAUUUCAAUAACCAGUGAGCGAUGGCUGCUUAGUCCAGUUAAAUUGCCUGAGUUGCAAGAACAAGUUCCUGCUGACAGGUGUCUUCUACUAGUCUUGGAGUCUUCCCGUGUUGAAAUUGCUGUUCUGCUGAAUGAUAUUGCUUACCUCAAAUAUGAAGCUUCAAAUAAUACAUCACCCACCAUUGAAAGUAUUUUCUUGAAGAGUCGACAUCUUGCUGUUGCUUUUGCCUUGGUUGAAAAGAUUAUUAAACUAGUUUCAGUCAUCAGCGAAGAAGGAGGAAAUCUUAUUGAAGAUAAUACCUUUAUGAAAGUCAUCAAUGGGCUGAAUGAGACAAUUAAUUUGGUUUUGGAGUAUUUACAAGAUGCUAGGGAUCAUGGUCAAAAGAAAGGAGACGAUCUAUUAGCAUCUGUGCGGGUUGUUGGGAGUUAUCUUGCGGAAACACCCAUUGCAUGGAAAGAUAAGGUGACAGAGCUUCUACCUUAUAUGCUCUCAGUGGAAGGCGAAGAUGAGCCAAGCCCCUUUUCCUCUGUCUGCUUUUUGAUGCCUCUGCUCUGUCAAAUCACAAUGAAUUCUGAAGGAUGCAAACAUUUAGUUUCUUCGGGAGGACAUAAAGCUGUUGUGGAUUGCCUUGUAAAACUGGUCAGUCAGGAUGCCGAUACUAGGGAGGAUAGUAGUGGCAUCUUCUUGGCUUGUGAUACAGUCCUCAACCUUCUCACAAAGAGGCAGGAGCUACAACUUUCAUUGGACGUGUCGUCCUUUGUUCACCUUCUGAAAGCAUUGACAUAUUGGGCAGAGAACUCUCACGACCUCUCUGUAAUCAUGAUGGCUUCAAGCAUAUCUUCAUUGUUAUUCGACCACACAUCAGAAGAUGCUCUUCUGAACUAUGGGCUUGAUAGAGCCACUUGCAACCGUGUUUAUCGCCUCAUAGCAAGAAGUCUUGCAUCUGUCAGACAGGACAAGCCUAGCGAUGUCCAGUCCGAGAUGGACCUUUAUGAGAUCAUUGAAUCUGGAUAUUCGCGGUGGUUUUCGAGAUUUCCCAGCAUAAAUAAUAUCGUCAAGCAAAGCUGAUCAAGGGUUGGACGACAUUGCUAUAUUGAUCUAAACGAGGUGGAAGAGAAUGAUGAAUUGUUUGAGGACAAGCUACCGAGGCUGAUGGAUAGGGACAAAAGCCAAGGCCAAAGCAAAGCGAAAGGGGAAGGAAAAAAUUUGAGGCCGAUGUCAAGUUUAUGUUUUAAUUUUAAAUUAUGUUAUGUUUUUGUUUUAAAAUUGGUUAUGUAUCUAGGUUAUUUAGUCCUAAAUGAGGGUAUGACCUUAGAAAUGUCUGGAGAGAUCUAGGAUUUGAUAACUAGUUAGCUCUGUGAGACUCUGUGCUAGUCUCUCUAGCUCCUUUGGUUUAAGAUAGUUAACCUUUUACUUUACUUUUAUAGUUGUGUGCGUUCUUUGCUUCCUUACUU